Messenger RNA from Rhodamnia argentea, 2609 nucleotides. RefSeq names its product NADH dehydrogenase [ubiquinone] iron-sulfur protein 3-like. Gene Ontology annotation, molecular function: NADH dehydrogenase (ubiquinone) activity. The record is from RefSeq and is a predicted model, not a curated record. Bases 350 to 922 code for a protein of 190 amino acids. The transcript has a single exon. NCBI's taxonomy places the organism in Eukaryota, Viridiplantae, Streptophyta, Magnoliopsida, Myrtales, Myrtaceae.
GACUCUUUUAGAAAUUGCGUAUGGAAAGAGAAAGAGAUUUUUCUUGCUUAUUUGCUUGAUCAUUGAAGUGAGUGCGUGCUAAAUGCUUUUGACUGAACCUCACAUUGUUCUCUCUCCGAUAGCAUGCAGCCGAUAAUGAAAAGAGAUAUAUAGAAAGUUUGCAGUGAAGGAUCUUUAUAGGAAGCCAGUCUUUACUUAAGUCGGUCCAAGCUUGACAACUCUCAAACAAUGGCCAAAAAGUCCCAUGUCUUUUUUGGUUGGACUAACCUAACCGGCGAUUUUUUACAAGUCUUUCUUCCUUUUGAGAGGGAGGAAGAAGCGUAACUACAAGAAAGCUUUCUUUAUCUUUAUGGAUAACAAAUUCAUUUUCAAAUAUAGUUGGGAGACUUUACCCAAGAAAUGGUUCCAAAAAAUGGAAAGAUCGGAACAUGGGAAUAGAUCUGAUACCAAUACGGACUACCCAUUUCAAUUGUUGUGCUUUCUGAAAUUGCAUACCUAUACAAGGGUUCAAGUUUCGAUCGAUAUUUGCGGAGUUGAUCAUCCCUCUCGAAAACGAAGAUUUGAAGUGGUCUAUAAUUUACUGAGUACUCGGUAUAACUCACGCAUUCGUGUACAAACCAGUGCAGACGAAGUAACACGAAUAUCUCCGGUAGUCAGUCUAUUUCCAUCAGCCGGCCGGUGGGAGCGAGAAGUUUGGGAUAUGUUUGGUGUUUCUUCCAUCAAUCAUCCGGAUCUACGCCGUAUAUCAACAGAUUAUGGUUUCGAGGGUCAUCCAUUACGAAAAGAUCUUCCUCUGAGUGGAUAUGUGGAAGUACGCUAUGAUGAUCCAGAGAAACGUGUGGUUUCUGAACCCAUUGAGAUGACCCAAGAAUUUCGCUAUUUCGAUUUUGCUAGUCCUUGGGAACAGCGUAGCGACGGAUAAUUCAGAAUCAGAAUAGGUCCAGUCCAGGAGACAAAUCAAUAGGAAAUGCUAUUUGCUUGGAAAGAAUAAGAAUUCACUUCUAUGAAAGAGUUUCACGGGAAUUGUCUUGAUCGUCGGAUAUCAUUGAUAAAUAGGAAUCCGUGUUAUCGAACGAUUUCCUGCAAUUCUUCCCAGUAUGGAAUGAGUAAAGAAUCAAGCUCCAAGUCUCGAUCUAUACAAAACAAAACGCACUGGUGUCUGUCUUUCGCUUUCAUUGAUAGCAGAAGAGCCUGACUCUAUAGGGGCGCUAGCGCUUGACUAAUAGAAUCUCAAGUCAAAGGGCCUGAAAAACGUAAGAGGCUGCUACUAUAGGCUCGCUUCGCUUCUUCAAGCUCCGCCACUUAUUGAAGACUAAAGCGCUAACGCGCCAACUCUUUUUUUUUAGUAAAGCAACCUUUCGCGCUAGGCGCUCACGUUUUUUGUCUGGGUGGAAGCUGGCGGCAGGGCUUGCUUAACCGCAUACACGGAAUGGGGAUCUCUCUCGCAUGCAACUCUUUCUAUCGGGAAAGCCUCGCUUAUUCAAAGGGCUGGUUAUUUAACACCCCUUUUUAUCAUAAGGAAGUCCGCGUUGGUAGGAGCGGCGGGAUGAUGAUGAGUAUAUAUAUAAAUCAAUAAAGACAAAAAAGAAGAAAUGGCAAGAUAAAUUGGAUAUCGAUAGAGGAAAUAACCAUGUGGAAAACAGGGCAGGGAUUCUCUACAAUGACACCGUAGACCAAUUGAAAGGGAUGUAGCGCCCUUGUUUUGGGUAAAAAAUGUCACGGGUUCCAAUCCUGUCAUCCCUACCUAAACCUUCUCCUCUGGGCAGUAAGGAGGAAUCCAUGUUGAUCGAUUCAAAUUUGACAUCCAAAAUCUUUCAUUUAAUGAGACUAUAUGCAUGCAAGAUGUAUUGGGGGUAAAAAAGAAUCCUUUUUUUCUUUACAGUCCUAUCUACUGUGAUAAGAAAACGCUCUUAGUUCAGUUCGGUAGAACGUGGGUCUCCAAAACCCGAUGUCGUAGGUUCAAAUCCUACAGAGCGUGAUUCCGAAUCAACAAAGACCCCAUUACCGAGAUAUGACAACUCUUUUUUUUUGAGUAAAAAAUGGUAUCGAAUCCAUUUUUUUGGAACGACCAACUAACACUUUGACUUUACUUUUUUUUGGAUAGGAAACGAGAGCAUAUAUAAUUAAUCAAAAUGAGACAAAAGUACAUCGUUGAGAACCGCAGGCUCCAGCCAUGACGGACACCCUUCGACCCACACCAAUUCAUUAUCCACAUUUAAAGCAAACUUAGCUAAACUAUGAGCCGCUGUAUUACCUUCCCUUCUCACAUGAUUAAAAGAACAUGACCUGAACUGGCGUGUUAGGUGAAAAAGAUCCUCCAAGAUAGGGCCAAAUGGAGAAAAAGAUCCUUCCUUCCUAUGCAGAGCUAUUACCAAAUUAGCGGAAUCACUUUCAAUGACUACAUCUAGGAAUGAAUCCCAUCUCCAAUGCAAAUCAAACUCAAAAUCUCACCGCUGCAGCUGCAGCCUCCAUUGAAGGACUAUCAUGUUGCCUAAAACUCCUCAUUGACUGUGCCCCCUAAUACAAAACCUGCACUAUCUCGGGCAAUGCAAUCAGACCAAACCCGCAUGUACAUUAUCUAAUUCAGCAGCAUCUACAUUCACCUUAAC